GCCAUCACACCUUCAAAAUCUAACCAUUGAGAUGCAACCUCGGAUUGGCUUUAAUGACUUUCGAGUACUCGCAAGUACACUCAAGGCCGAUACGGCUAUAAACACGUUGAACUUGAGGGGUAAAUCAAUUGGAGAUGAAGGACUUCUGGCACUGUCAGAGGCACCCAAGGCCAACACAUGUUUGGCUACUUUGAACCUGCGGAACAAUUGGGAAUGAAGGAGUAAUGGCACUAUCAGAGGCACUCAAGACUAACGGGGCUUUGACCACGCUGAAUUUGAUGAGCAAUUCAGUCGGGCAUGAAGGAGCUCAUGCACUGUUAGAGGCGCUCAAGGUUAACACUACCUUGACCAUUUUGGAUUUGGAGUACGAUUCACUUGGAAAGGAAGGGGUUCUGUUGCUGUCUAAGACAAACACGACUUUAGCUGAUUUGGACUUUACCUCCAAGUCAAUUGGGAUGAAGGGGCUAAUGCAAUUGCAGAGGCGCUCAAGACUAAUACAACCAUGCUUGCUUUGGACUUGGGGCUCAAUUCAAUUGAGAGUGAAGGAGCUCCUGCACUCUCAGAGGCACUCAAGGCUAACACUACCUUGAUUUCUUUAUGCUUGUGGAAGAACCCAAUUGGGAAGGAAGGAGCUCUUGCAUUGUCAAAGGCAUUCAGAGGUAACACUUCCUUGG
This is a messenger RNA of Lobosporangium transversale, 674 nucleotides long. RefSeq lists its product as hypothetical. The transcript has a single exon. Bases 225 to 590 code for a protein of 121 amino acids. Gene Ontology annotation, molecular function: protein binding. NCBI's taxonomy places the organism in Eukaryota, Fungi, Mortierellomycota, Mortierellomycetes, Mortierellales, Mortierellaceae. The record is from RefSeq and is a predicted model, not a curated record.